Molecule: messenger RNA, 2739 nt
Organism: Cololabis saira (Pacific saury)
Lineage: Eukaryota; Metazoa; Chordata; Actinopteri; Beloniformes; Belonidae
Product: tripartite motif-containing protein 16-like
Exons: 1
Coding region: 41-1759 (572 amino acids)
Molecular function (GO): protein binding; zinc ion binding
Source: RefSeq, a predicted model, not a curated record
UCAGUCGGACCACGUGUUUCCUGGUUCUCAGACUAGUUUCAUGUUUGAGGAAGUAAAACUGUCUCAGUCUCAGUUAUCGAGAGGAGAAAUGGCGCAGAAAGGAGUUCAGCUGGACCAGGAAACCUUUUCUUGUUCCAUCUGUUUGGAGGUUUUAAAGGAUCCGGUGACUAUUCCCUGUGGACACAGUUAUUGUAUGAACUGUAUUAACAACUACUGGGAUGAAGGAGAGAAGAAACUCCCCAGCUGUCCUCAGUGUAGACGGACUUUCACUCAGAAACCCGAGCUGGUGGAAAACACCAUGUUAGCAGCUUUAGUGGAGCAGAUGAAGAAGACUGGACUCCAAGCUGCUCCUGCUGAUCACUGCUAUGCUGGACCUGAAGAUGUGGCCUGUGAUUUCUGUUCUGGAAGAAAACUGAAAGCUGUCAAGUCCUGUUUAGUCUGUCUGGUCUCUUACUGCGAGAAACACCUUCAACCUCAUCAUGAUUCAUCUUCAUUCAAGAAACACAAGCUGGCGGAUCCCUCCAAGAACCUGCAGGACAACAUCUGCCCCCGUCAUGGUGAGAUGAUGAAGAUGUUCUGUCGUACUGAUCAGAAGUGUAUCUGUUAUCUCUGCUCUGUGGAUGAACAUAAAGGUCACGACAUAGUCUCAGUUGUAGCAGAAAGGACUGAGAGGCAGAGAGAGAUGGAGGUGAGUCGACAACAAAUCCAGCAGGAGAUCCAGGAUAGAGAGAAAGAUGUGAAGCUGCUUCAGCAGGAGGUGGAGGCCAUCAAUCAGUCUGCUGAUAAAACAGUGGAGGACUGUGAGGAGAUCUUCACUGAGCUGAUCUUUCUCCUCCAGAAAAGAAGCUCUGAUGUGAAACAGCAGAUCAGAUCCCAGCAGGAAACUGAAGUGAGGAGAGUCAGAGAGCUGGAGGAGAAGCUGCAGCAGGAGAUCACUGACCUGAAAAGGAGAGACGCUGAGGUGAAGCAGCUCUCAGACAUCAAGGACAAUAACCAGUUUCUCCACAACUACCCCUCACUGUUACCACUCAGUGAGUCCACACACUCCUCCAGCAUCAGCAUCCGUCCUCUCAGCUACUUUGAGGAUGUGACAGCAGCUGUGUCAGAGGUCAGAGGUCGACUACAGGACAUCCUGAGAGACAUGUGGACAAACAUCUCACUGACCAUCACUGAAGUGGAUGUUUUACUGUCAGAUUCACAAUCAGAACCAAAGAGCAGAGCUGGAUUCUUGAAAUAUUCAUGUGAAAUCACUCUGGAUCCAAACACAGCAGACACAGAGCUGUUACUGUCAGAGGAGAACAGAAAGGUGACUUUUAUGAAGAAACGUCAGUCUUAUUCUGAUCAUCCAGACAGAUUCACUGAAUAUUCUCAGGUUCUGAGUAGAGAGAGUCUGACUGGACGUCAUUACUGGGAGGUGGAGAAGAAAGCAGAUGUAGUUGGUGUAGCAGUUUCCUACAAGAAUAUCAGCAGAUCAGGGGAUGAAAGUGCAUUUGGAUUUAAUGACAAAUCUUGGUCACUAAAUUGUUCCUCAGACAGUUAUGUAUUUUGGUACAACAACAUCAGAACCUCCAUCUCAGGUCCUCCUUCCUCCAGAAUAGGAGUUUACCUGGAUCACAGAGCAGGUGUUCUGUCCUUCUACAGCGUCUCUGAAACCAUGACCCUCCUCCACAGAGUCCAGACCUCCUUCACUCAGCCGCUCUACGCUGGAGUUUGGGUUUACGGUUCUGGAGCCUCAGCUGAGUUCUGUAAACUCAAAUGAACUUAUUUCCUUUUCAUGUUUUUAUUUCAGUUUUUAUUGAUUUUCUUUUCUUCUCAGAGAUGAACGUCUCAAACUCUGAUCAAUGGAGGGACGGAAUAUUCAUAUUAUUAACAUCUUUUAUUUCAGUAUAAAAACACAGAAAUAAGCCUGUGUUGUAAUUGUUGUUAAUUGUCAGUUUGGAUGUGUUUCUAUGUUGUAUUUCUCUUUUCUUCCACUUCAUGGACUCCAACAAAAUGUUUUCUUCAGUCUGCAUUCCAGGAUUUGACUCAAAUCUGAAGGAGAAAACAUUAAUCUAAUAUUCAAGUCAAACUGAGACAGUUUUCCUCCUGAAACAUCCCAAAGUCCAGAGUUCAUGUUCACAACAGAUCAUAUUUCUGUAUUUAAAUGUGUCUUUACUGGUUUUACUGCUCUUGUUCUGGCCAGACUUCAGUCAGAAAAGAGGCCUGAAACCUCCACAGUCCUGUUUUCCUGACCUCCACUCUCCAGCGGUGCAGUGUCAGGUUUUCCUUCAGCAUUCAUCCAGACAGACUUCUGUUCACAUUUGAUCAUCUUAAAUAUUUAUGUUUUACUUCUUCUUUUAGUGUUUCUGCUCUUUCUGUAACUUUCUGUCCUGAACAUUGUAUCCUGGUUCACGUCUGCAACCUCAGGACCUGGAAACAGUGAAGAUCAGGAGUCUGGGGAGUGACGUCACACCGCCCCCUACAGGAAGAUGAUUGCAUGACACGUAAAGAGGUUUUUAAAGAGGAAAGAAGUCACGUGUUUAAACACUUUCCCUCCAGUCUGGGUUUCAUGUUGUAUUUGUUGAAUCAUGAAAAUGCCCCAAAAUGUCUCGUCAUUUACAAUUUAGGAAAAGGUUUUUGAGGUAAAGGAUGUUAUUAAAAACUUUUGUUGUUGCUGGAUAUGAAAGUUAAUAUUAUUAGGGAUGCAGAAUGUAAAAUAAUUGAAUGUUUCUAUGUUUUAACACUUAAAAUAAAAUGAUU